AGGCGGGAGGUGGCAACCGGUCCCACCCUGGCCGCGGGACGGCCGGCAUGUCGGGGGCUGGCCGGUGGGCCUCUCUACUCCUAUGCCUGCUGCAGUCCGCUCCAGGGAGGCUCCACCUGGCCCCUCCCCAGAACGUGACGCUGCUCUCCAGGGACUUCGGUGUGUACCUGACGUGGCUCCCAGGGCCUGGCAACCCCCAGAAUGUGACCUAUUUUGUGGCCUAUCAAAGCUCAGCAACCCCUAAACGGUGGCAAAGAGUGAAAAUGUGUGCGAGAACCAAAGAACUGGUGUGUUCUCUGAUGUGCCUGGAGAAACAAGACCUGUGCAACAAGUUCAAGGGGCGCGUGCAAGCAGUUUCUCCCAGCGCCAGGUCCCCCUGGGUGGAGUCCAAGUCCAUGGAUUACCUUUUUGAAGUGGAGCCGGCCCCACCAGUUCUGGUAUUCAACAGGACAGAGGAGAUCCUCAGUGUCAAUGCCACAUACCAGCUACCCCACUGUGUGCCCCAGCCCGAUCUGAACUAUGAGGUGGAUUUCUGGAAGGAGGGGACCAGGAACAAGACCCGAUUUCCAGCCACUCCCCAUGGCCAGCCAGUCCAGAUUCCCCUCCAGCCAGCCACCCGCGGACCCCACUGUCUCAGCGGCAGAACCAUCUACACCUUCGGUGACCCUAAAUACAGCAAGUUCUCCAAGCCUACCUGCUUCUUCCUGGAGGGCCCAGGCCCCAGCUGGGCAUUCCUGGUUCUCCUACCAUUUCUGCUGCCGCUGCUGUUGGUCAUUGCCGCAGGGCAUGUGAUCUGGAAGAGCGUCACAGGAAACUACUGGUUUCAGCAGGCAAAGAUGCCACAGGCCCUGGACUUCCCAGGACACAGACCCCCUGGGGCAACCUUUCGGCCCAGUGGCCCAGAGUGCCUGGAUGACUUGAGCCUCUGUCCCCAGAAGGAACUGGCUAUAAGGGUCAGGCUGAUGCCUAGAGUCAGGGCCCCAGCCACCAUCCAGGCAAGAUCAGAGAAGAACAGGGCUGAGGAGGAGAAGAAUGAGGAGGGGGACACAGACGAGGACACAGACGACCAUGUCAUCUUCCAGCCCUACAUGGAGCCACCCCCCUUCCUGGGGCUGGAGCACCAGACCCCGUGCCAUGCUGAGGCAGGAGGGCCCCAGUCACCUCUGGUCCAGGUCGAAGGCUCCUCUGUUUGCGAUUCUUCAGACAGAAGCUGGGCCAGCACUGCGGGCUCCUCCCCCUGGGAUGAGGCUGAGUCCUCCGGCUAUUUGGCCAAGAAGGGGCCAGGCCGAGGGCCGGAUGGGGAGGAGUGCCAGAAGCCUCUGCCACCACCGGAAUUCUCCGAGGACUUGAGUUCCCUGGAAGAGCCCCCCAAAGACAACCUCUCCUGGGCCAGCUGGGGCUUCUUAUCACCACGGCUGAACUUGGUCCCCAGGGAGCCCCCAGUUUCUCUGCGGACUCUGACCCUCUGCUGGGACAGCAGCCCUGAGGAGGACGAGGAGGAGGAGGAAGAAGAGGGUGGGAGCGAAUCGGAAAGCGAGGACAGCGGUGCUGGCACCUGGGAGACUAAGAGCCUCGAGAGCACCGAGGUCAGAGGUAGGACACUGGGGCAUUACCUGGCCAGGUGAGCCAUCCCCUGGCUUCCAGUCAAGUCUGGUGCUACCACGUUUCCUGGGGACCUAACUCACCACAAAGACUUGAAAUCCCUGGAGCAUCAUCGCCGGGGUGACAGAGGGUUCUUGCAGCACUUCGGGGAGCCCCAGCUGGAGGCUGUCUGCCAGGCUGAGCCAUCAGAAGCCACCUGUCCUAUGACCUACCAGCUUUGUGCUGAGCACCAGGAGGGGUAGAGACGCGGAUGGGCUGGGGUCAGAUCAUCCCACUGUCCCCGGGGUGACAGGCCGGUGGGAAGAGUCAUCCCUGGAUGACACAGCACAGGUGAGGUCAGAUCACAGUGGACAUGGACGGCUGAUGGCACAAGGGCCAUGUGGAUAUGGGAAGGGAGGAAAUUUGGAGGCACAGCUGGUGUAGCAGAGACUCACUCCUCCCUCCUGCGCCUGCAUGGUUCCCUCCUCUCCGAGGCUCCCGUGUCCUGAUUUAGGAGUCCCCUAGGGUGGGUCAGUGAAAAAAAAAUCCAGGCUGAGGGUGUCGGGGAGGAAGGGGAAGGGCGUGGUCAUGCAGAUCCCAGUCUCUGAGUGACGGAUCCCAGUUCUUCACAACACACAGAGCUGGGUCCCGAUCCAGCUCUGCUCUUUACUGGCUGUGUGGCCUUGGAGGAAACACAUUCCUUCUCUGUGCCUGAGUUUCCUCUCUGCAGCCACCUGGGGCGUGGCCAGGGUUCCGAGAGACGUGAGUGUGAUGCGCUGCCUGCCAUGCCUUUGGCACUGGCCACAUGGUGGCUGGUAGGCUCCCCCCUUUACCCAGGCUCUGAGGGGACUACCUGUGACCCUAAGCUCAGAGGGUCUAGAAGCAUCCAUCUGUCAGCUCCCCACCACCAGUCUACCUCCUGCCUCCCGCCCUCACUGUCCCCGCCUUCUGGUCAGGAAACUGAGCUCUCAGAAGCAGGAGCCCAGCCAAGGGGGACCCUGGUCUCUCUCUCCCUGUUCCCAGCCAAGAACGAACCAAAUAGUCCAUUUUCCAGGGAGUCUGAUGAUUGGUGGUGGGGUAGCAACCCAGCAGGGCGUUGGACCCCCCGGCCUGCAAUCGCCAUCUCAGCACUUUAGACCCUUUGGUUGACCAUUGCGUUCAUAAAGAGGCCUAUCUCCCCUUCUGGUUUUGAGAAACCACUGCCUUCUAGGAACAGGUGACUGUUCUUCCCUGGAGGUAGUGAUGGAUGUUCUCCAACAGCUCCCUUGUUCACCGACAGGCACCAGUAUAUGGAUGAGCAUAGCUGGGUCUCUGCCCAUUAGGCCAAGCUUCUUGUCAGUUUUGUGGUCCAGCAGGGAUGGGACUAAUCCUUGGCUCCGUGCCCUGGGGUCUGCCAUGGCACCUGCCAGGAGCUAGGUGUCUCUGCAGAUGUAAAAAGCAUCUGCAUAGCCGUUUUAUCCACAGGGCUAUAUUGUUUGGAAGCCAACAUGAGGGUACCGCCUUAAGUGAGAAUUGUGGGAAAGCUUCCCCAAGGGCAUCUGGUCCAGGGAUUCCCAAGCUGUGUUCUCAAAAGUCUCGGGCUUCAUAGGAGGCGCCUCAAUUUCAGGGAGAGCCAUGGUCUAUAAGAUCCCCCCAAGUUCAACCAGAGUGACCUCCCUGUAAAGCUGAGCUUAGGAGUUUCCACUGAUAAAGAAAAGGUCAGCAACACCACCCCCCUGCUUUUUUUUUUUUUUUUUUCU
Messenger RNA from Phacochoerus africanus (Common warthog), 3320 nucleotides. It is a transcript of the gene IFNLR1, whose product is annotated as interferon lambda receptor 1. The record is from RefSeq and is a predicted model, not a curated record. The transcript has 7 exons. Gene Ontology annotation, molecular function: protein binding. Lineage: Eukaryota; Metazoa; Chordata; Mammalia; Artiodactyla; Suidae. Bases 48 to 1625 code for a protein of 525 amino acids.